AAAGAACAUGGCGUCAAAUUCUGUAUUUCUGUUGAUGGUUAGUGGCCAAAUUGAAUCUGCAGAGUUUCCAGAGUUUGACGAUGUAUAUUGUAGAUAUUGUUUUACACAUGGACAAGAUUGGUUGAUAACAUCAGGUUUAGAAGAAGGUAUAACACAGGUAACUAAAAAAAGUCAAGAUGAGAAACAAAGAUUUGUAUGGAAUUUUCCAAUUGAUAUUACUUUUAAAAGUACAAAUCCAAGUGGAUGGCCACAGAUAGUGGUACAUGCUUAUGGACCUGAUGUGUUUGGAACUGAUGUUGUAAGAGGUUAUGGUAACUGUCAUGUUCCUAUCACACCUGGAAGACAUAAGUUAAAGAUACCAAUGUUUGUACCUGAAUCCUCAUCAGCUUUUCAAAAAUUAACCAGUUGGUUUUUAGGUAGAAGGCCAGAAUAUAUUGAUCCUCGAGUAGUCGCCCAAGGUGAAGGUCGUGAGGUGACAAGAGUGAGAUCUCAAGGAUUUCUAACACUAUCGUUUAAUGUAGUAAUGAAGGAUAUGAAGAAAUUAGGAUAUGAUAUUCUACCAUCUGAUAUAAGUCAUGCAGCUAUUGUAGAAUCUGUCGGUCCAGCCCCAACAUCAUCAGAAGCAUAGUGCUCUUCUUACUGACUCUUGUGAUAGAUAGAAACGUUGACUGUACAACCCACUCUGAUGGCUAUUGUCAUGCUUAGCAGACAUAGCUGGCAGUUGCCAUUUCCAAUUCUUAUGACUGUUUACACUGAUAGAAUAUGAGUGUACUCUCCCACCUCUGUAAAGAAAGUGUGGGUAAAUUUUAGAUCCAAUUUCUAAGAGAAAUUCAUGUUUCUAUGGACGAGAAGACAUUCUAAUAUAAAUGAUUCUAAUGAUACUUGAUUAUUGAUUUUGAAUAUCAUUGCAAUGGCAGACAAAAUUCAAUUCUGAAAUCAAUGUUGUCAAAGAUGGCUUAUCCAUAUAUUAUAUGGAAUAUUUGCAACAGUUUUUUGAUUUUUGUCAAGCAAUAUUAAGCACCAGAGUCUGGUAUUCUGUAUAUCUCAUAAUAAAAUGUUUAUUUGUUUACAUAUUGGCAGCAUAAAAAAAUUCAGUUUAGUGCCAAAAGGUGCCAAUCAUUUUAUAAUAUUUUAUUCCAAGGAAUUAUAAAAUGUUGAUUACAUGUGUUUCUAAUCUUUGAAAUCAUUUGGAUGUUGAACCUAUAAAUGUCUAUAAACAAUGGCGUAUCGGGCUAUAAACAAUGAUAUCAUGUUAGAUGUCUUCUCCAGCUUUCUAUAUUAAAAAACUCUUCAUGGGGAGGUCCCUUCCAACAUGAUAAGUACCCUCUUAAAUCUGUAAAGGGGCGCUGAGGCUCUCGGAUGGUCCCCUCGUCAAUGAUAACACCGCUUUUAGCAUAUCCCAGCAUAUGGAAAGUCUUAUUAUUUGUCAUGAUAUACUGCAAAUUUGAAAGCUAUACAGUAAUAUACAUAUUUUGUACAGCAUGAUUACUGAAUGAGGCAUUCAAAGUAUAUUUUGAGUCUGGAUUGAAUGUGAUCAUCUAUGAUAUAAUGUUAGAGCUGUAUGGAUUGUCUAGAAAUCAUAUGCUAGAAUUUCAAUAAAAUGGUCUGGAGAUUCCAUUAAAACCGUAUUCUUGUAUAUAUUUUCUUAUAUCAUUGACAUCUGAAUUAUUAUUUUUAUAAAUUGUAUGUUUGUAUUUAUCCGUCCAUUGUAAUAAAAACAUUUAAUAUCUU
Messenger RNA from Lottia gigantea (owl limpet), 1731 nucleotides. RefSeq lists its product as hypothetical. The coding region runs from base 8 to 628 and encodes 206 amino acids. The record is from RefSeq and is a predicted model, not a curated record. The transcript has 6 exons. Gene Ontology annotation, cellular component: MKS complex. NCBI's taxonomy places the organism in Eukaryota, Metazoa, Mollusca, Gastropoda, Lottiidae. Gene Ontology annotation, biological process: cilium assembly.